AUGGGCAAGUCGUCCAAAGACAAACGCGAUGCCUACUACCGGCUCGCCAAGGAACAGAACUGGCGAGCCCGAUCUGCCUUCAAACUCAUUCAGAUUGACGAGCAAUUCGACCUCUUCGAAUACGAAAACCCGGACAGAGUGACGAGAGUCGUGGAUCUUUGCGCCGCUCCAGGGAGUUGGAGUCAAGUUUUGAGUCGUGUCUUGAUCAAAGGCGAGAGCUUCGGUCGACGGGCAUGGAUCGACAAGAAGCGCAGGGAAAAAGAGUCAUUGGAUAAUGCCAAUUCAACCACCAGCAUUGAUAGUGAACAUCAAACAUCCUUUGGAGAGAGCGAUCCUAGCGCAGAAUUGAAGCCCCGGAAAAAUGUCAAGAUUGUUUCAAUUGAUUUGCAGCCGAUGGCACCUCUCGAAGGCAUCACGACCCUCAAAGCCGAUAUCACACACCCCUCUACAAUUCCUUUGCUUCUACGCGCGUUGGACCCAGAAGCCUAUGAAUCUCCCUCAAAUCCCUUCGAGACAUCUUCAUCUAUACCUGUGGAAAUAAAACAGCCUCACCCCGUCGAUCUUGUCAUCUCCGAUGGUGCCCCGGAUGUAACAGGCUUACAUGACCUGGAUAUCUAUAUUCAAUCACAAUUGCUCUUUGCGGCUUUGAAUCUGGCUAUGGGCGUAUUGCGCCCGGGCGGCAAAUUUGUUGCGAAAAUUUUCCGCGGACGUGACGUCGACCUCCUGUAUGCCCAGCUACGUACCGUUUUCGAGACGGUCAGCGUUGCCAAGCCACGGAGUAGUCGCGCAAGCAGUCUGGAAGCCUUUGUGGUGUGUGAAGGAUUUAUCCCGCCUGUUGGCGAAGAGGGGCUUGUGGGUAUGGCCGCAUUAAAGAAUCCUCUCUUCGGCGGAGCUAUGACACCCAAGCCGGUUUCAUCUGAUGGGAACUUGGCUGUCGAAAUGCGCGACGAACAAGAAGGCGUUCGUCAAGCCCGGGUACAAUUAGCUGGAGCUGCCUCAAAUAGCAGCAAUUCAUCUACUCACCGCACCGAAGUUCGCCAUCUGCAUCCUACACCGACUUCAAGAGACCUCCCACCUGCGCAAAAGGCCCCUACCAAGUUUGCUGUGGAGAAUCGCUGGAUUCCCUCAUUCAUCGCUUGUGGUGAUCUUUCGGCCUGGGAUUCCGAUGCUUCCUAUACACUUCCGCCAGACUACGUUAAUCUGGAUCCAGUGCAGCCUCCUACUGCUCCUCCGUACCGGAAGGCCUUAGAGUUUAGGAAACAGAUGGGCGGCGCGUAUGGGAAGACGAAAACUGGGGCCCUCACCAGCGCUUGA
This is a messenger RNA of Penicillium macrosclerotiorum, 1314 nucleotides long. RefSeq names its product tRNA methyltransferase TRM7. Gene Ontology annotation, biological process: cytoplasmic translation; tRNA methylation. Gene Ontology annotation, cellular component: cytoplasm. The transcript has a single exon. NCBI's taxonomy places the organism in Eukaryota, Fungi, Ascomycota, Eurotiomycetes, Eurotiales, Aspergillaceae. Gene Ontology annotation, molecular function: tRNA methyltransferase activity. The record is from RefSeq and is a predicted model, not a curated record. Bases 1 to 1314 code for a protein of 437 amino acids.